AUGUCGGAGAAAUUAGAAAGAGUUAUGAUAUCAGAGCCCGAGGAUUUAUCGAGCACAUCAUCAAGUGCUAAAUCUACUAUUGCGGAAAAUAUAUUUAUAGUACUGUCUAUUUUGGGAGUAAUCAUUUGUCCUUUAUUGCUGAUAGUCUGCUUCCGGGUAGUAAAACAAUACAAAAGAGCUGUAGUGUUACGUUUUGGUAAAGUGAGAGCAGAUUCACCAGCUGGUCCAGGAGUAAUAUGGGUCUUGCCAUUCACAGAUGAAGUUACUAUUAUAGAUCUUAGAACACAAUCUUUCAAUUUGCCACCUCAACAAAUUCUUACGAAAGAUUCAGUAACCGUUACAGUUGAUGCGGUCGGCUACUUUCACGUAAUGGAACCUCUUCAAUGUUUAUUAAACGUCCAGUAUUAUAGACGUUCGACGGAAUUAAUAACAAUUGCUGUGUUGAGAAAUGUUCUUGGCCAAUAUACGUUAGCAGACGCUUUGACUAGCCGUCAAUCCAUGAGUACCAGAACCAAAUUUGAGAUUGACGCGAUAAUCUCUGAUUGGGGGAUUCACAUCGAAAGAGUGGAAAUAAAGAACAUAUUAUUACCAUUUGAUCUACAAGAAGCGAUGGCUGUAGAAGCUGAAGCCACCCGUAUAGCGAAAGCAAAAUUAAUUGAAGCCGCAGGUGAAAUACAAGCAGCUGUAAAUCUUCGCGAAGCCUCUAGAAUAAUAAUGGAGAAUCCACAAAUCAUGCUGUUGAGAUAUCUGCAAUCUUUGAACUCCAUAGCUUCACGACAGAAAACAUCAAUUAUUUUCCCGUUUCCAAUUCAAAUCCCUGAACCACUUGGACAAGAUCAAUUCCCGAACACAGUUCAUCAAAAUACAAAUGAAUUACUAAAUCAACUGAAAAAUGACCUUCAGGCAGAUAAAUUUCCAGAAAACCUUCUCCAAGCUGUACCGGAUGAAAGAGGUGAAGUCGCUGUCUAG
Arctia plantaginis is the source of this 969-nucleotide messenger RNA. Lineage: Eukaryota; Metazoa; Arthropoda; Insecta; Lepidoptera; Erebidae. The record is from the annotation of a GenBank genome assembly.